AUGCAGCCAAACGCACCCAUCGAUAGCCUACUUUUCACCUCCUUGCUGCUCAUAAUUUGCGGCACACCUGUCGCAUACGCCGCCGCAGCCAAGCCCAAUUGCGGCGCCAGCACCGCAGCCAAGCACAUCCAACUGGUGCAACCGGCGAACCCACCGCGCGAAUGCAUCUACCACAUCAACGCCUACAGCAGCAACGUUUGCCAGCUACGCAUCGAUUUUUCAUUGACACUAGCCCAGCCCAGCGUGCCCGAUGCGCUAAAUGGCCUGUGGUAUGUGCAGUGUGUGCGAGACUACUUCGCGGUAAAUGGGCUGCGAUUCUGUGGCUCGGAGGUAGCGCAACACAUUUAUGUGCCCUUCAAUCGCACCGCCGGCGUGAAGAACAUCGAUCUGGGUAUUGUUUUAGCGGCACGCGUGGGCAGCAAUGGAAAAUUACCCACGCCGCGUUGGAAUAUGGUGGUGAAGCAGCUGGAGUGUACAGCGGGUGCAGCGCAACGGAGCGCCGUGGAUUUUGCGCAGGACAACGAUGAUACGACGACGGAAGCGGAUAAUGAGAGGAUUAUGCGAGCCAUAGAGCCACGCGCCAGCUUCAGUGAUGAUUUCCUCAUAGCGCCACCGGGCUGUUUGCAAUAUUAUCCUCAGUCAGCGGGCACCAUCACCUCGUUCAAUUAUAACGGUGGCGUGGGCGUUUAUCCAGGAAACUUAAACUAUGCAAUCUGCUUCCGGCGUCAGCACUCUACUAAACUACUUGAGAUCAAGGUGCGCUACUUUCGUUUGGGUGCCGAAUACAACCACCAGAAGUUCCAGGAACUGGACAAUUAUUGCCGACCGCAGUUACAUAGCGAGGGUUUAAGUGAAGACUAUCUGCUGAUACCGCAGGCUACCAUUGUGGACAGCAACAUACGUGCCACAUAUUUUUGCGGCAGCAGCAUACAGGGCGACACAAUCACAAGCAACAACCCCGGGCCUUUGGUGGUGAUUUUCAACAGCGAUGGUAAUCAUAAAGCCGGACGUGAAGUGGGUUUCGCUUUAAGCUAUAGGGUGUUGUAG
Rhagoletis zephyria (snowberry fruit fly) is the source of this 1047-nucleotide messenger RNA. RefSeq lists its product as uncharacterized. Lineage: Eukaryota; Metazoa; Arthropoda; Insecta; Diptera; Tephritidae. The record is from RefSeq and is a predicted model, not a curated record.